Messenger RNA from Harpegnathos saltator (Jerdon's jumping ant), 666 nucleotides. RefSeq lists its product as uncharacterized. The record is from RefSeq and is a predicted model, not a curated record. NCBI's taxonomy places the organism in Eukaryota, Metazoa, Arthropoda, Insecta, Hymenoptera, Formicidae. The coding region runs from base 1 to 666 and encodes 221 amino acids. The transcript has a single exon.
AUGUCAAAAACAAGGAAUAUAUUUUAUGAUAGUGAUAGCGAAAGUGACUUUGAGAAAUCUGAAGCAGAAUUGUUUAGUGAUCCUGAAAUUGACAAUUACAAUGAAAUACAAAGCGAAGGUGAUGAAGACGAUAUUGAAAUAGAGAAUGAUGACAAUUUUAAUAUAAUAUCAAGGUUUCGAAGACGUACAAGAUGUCUAUCGAGCAGUGAUAGUGAAUCUUCUCGUGAACCAGAAAAUGAUGACAAUUGUAAUAUAAAACCAAGGUUUCGAAGACGCACAAGACGUCUAUCGAGCAGUGAUAGUGAAUCUUCUCGUGAACCAGAAAAUGAUGACAAUUGUAAUAUAAAACCAAGGUUUCGAAGACGCACAAGACGUCUAUCGAGCAGUGAUAGUGAAUCUUCUCGUGAACCAGUAUCAGAGGAAUGGAUUUGGGAAGAAGAAGAAAAUGUAGCCGAUAUAAAAAGUUUUUCUGAAAUAUCUGGAAUUAAUCCUUUGAGCCUGCGUAGACUAGGUGGUAAUCCUACGCCUUUAGAUGUUUUGAAAGAAGUCUUGAAUGAAGAUUUUUGGGACAUUAUAGUAGAAGAGACGAAUAGAUAUGCCAGACAAGUGAUAGAAAAAGAAGGUUGUAUAACAAAAAAACCAAAGGUGGUUUCCUGUAAGUUCUGA